AAUCGGCGGAAUUAAAAGCGGGUACACCGUCCGCUUCAGCUGAUAGGUCAGAAGUCAGAGUAGUUUAACGGAUUUCGACGGUUUAUCUGCUGAGUCACUGCCAAACGUUGCUGAAAAUGGAGUGGACUGCGAUGGAAAUCAAUCCCGAUAUGCUGAACAAGAUUAUGAACAAGCUCGGUGUGAGUGGAAGCUGGCGUUUCGUGGACAUUUUGGGUCUGGAGGGCGAGCAACUAACCGCCGUCCCGAAACCAUGCUGUGCCUUGAUGCUCCUCUUCCCCCUGACGCAACAGCAUGAAUCUUUCAGAACUCGGCAGGCAGACAAGGUUUCAGGAGGCUCUGACGUUUAUUUCCUGAAGCAGACGGCCUCCAAUUCUUGUGGCACAAUCGCUCUGCUGCACGCCGUUGCCAACAAUAAGGCCAAAAUGACUUUUGACAGCGGCUCGGUUCUGAAGACCUUCUUAGAUGAGACGGCUGGCAUGUCUCCGGAUGGUCGUGCCAAACAUCUUGAGGCAAACAAGGCAAUCUGUGAGGCUCACAAUGAGGUUGCAAAGGAGGGCCAAUGUCGGCCAGAAGCAGAAAAAGUAAACUUCCACUUUAUUGCCUUUGUGAAUGUAAAUGGCCAACUUUAUGAAUUUGAUGGGAAGAUGAAUGGACCAGUGAACCAUGGAGCAACCAAAGAUGAGUCCUUUGUCACCGAUGCAGCCAAAGUGUGCCGUGAGUUCAUAGAACGAGAGCAAGACGAAGUCCGUUUCUCUGCUGUGGCUCUUUGUCGGUCUUAAAUUUUCAUGUGACCAAAUCAUGCAAAUUGUAAGCCACAUGGUUCAAGAGCAUUUACAUCACAAACGGUUUAGAGAUGACCCACGGUGGUCUGUGCACCUACAUCUGUAGGCACUCUGCACUAUAAUCCUUUUCAUCCUUAACGGUAAUGUGUUCUUUAGCGUUGGAACAAACUAUUUUAGGCAAUGUUGCAAGCUUAUUGAAAGUGACUCAUGAAUCCCACAUAUCUGUAAAGGUUGUUAAACAUUUACCUGUGCAUGUGUCUAGUUCUCUGUAAUCAUCUGUCAAACACCUUCUGUGCCAACGAGUGAAACACAGUGGAAACCUUCCCCGUUUUUCUGCAUGCCUUCAGUUGCUGUGCAGUUUACCAAGACUGGCCGUUCUUCUACAUGGCUCGGCUCUGGUUUAACCUUAGUUUUCGAAUAUGUUUGAGUAGUCAUUUAUGGCAACACUUUUGUUCCAUGAUUCCAGCAUUUAAAUGCACUUUGUGAAAAUGGUUCUAGAAUUUACAAGCCUGAAAUGAGCACAGCUUUUACAAUCUAAAUAACUAGUUAAACUGCUCUUGUUUGAGUUUGUGCCAUCUUGGGGCAAAUGGCUUCAACUAUUAAGAUUGUUCACCUUAAUGCACCUUACAAAUUGUUUGCUGCUGUUCAGCUAUGGCUAUUUAAUAAAACAAAACUUAAAUGUU
Girardinichthys multiradiatus is the source of this 1465-nucleotide messenger RNA. It is a transcript of the gene uchl1, whose product is annotated as ubiquitin carboxyl-terminal esterase L1 (ubiquitin thiolesterase). The coding region runs from base 117 to 779 and encodes 220 amino acids. The record is from RefSeq and is a predicted model, not a curated record. Gene Ontology annotation, cellular component: cytoplasm. Gene Ontology annotation, biological process: ubiquitin-dependent protein catabolic process; protein deubiquitination. Lineage: Eukaryota; Metazoa; Chordata; Actinopteri; Cyprinodontiformes; Goodeidae. The transcript has 9 exons. Gene Ontology annotation, molecular function: cysteine-type deubiquitinase activity.